This is a messenger RNA of Coregonus clupeaformis (lake whitefish), 14826 nucleotides long. Its product is annotated as helicase SRCAP. Bases 450 to 13304 code for a protein of 4284 amino acids. Lineage: Eukaryota; Metazoa; Chordata; Actinopteri; Salmoniformes; Salmonidae. The transcript has 32 exons. Gene Ontology annotation, cellular component: Swr1 complex. Gene Ontology annotation, molecular function: ATP-dependent chromatin remodeler activity; DNA binding; histone binding. The record is from RefSeq and is a predicted model, not a curated record.
UCCCCGCAACCACUAGAUUCGGCGAGCCGAACCCGCUCUCUUUCAGUCGGUAUUAUAACUUCUUCCCACGGACCCACUCCUACCUCGUUGGGUACCGAGAGACAGUUUGGAAUACUAUCAUCACGGAUUGAGUACGAUUUUAUCCGGAUGACGACUCCUUCAACAAGAUUUUUGUAAAAGAAAACUGGUCGGAAAUUUCAGAAUAUGUGGACGGGACCUUAAUCAGCAUCCUGGAAGUGGAAAGCACGGAAGAGCUGUGUCCCACACCACAGACAGGUGCAGUGUGUAGCCGGAGCAGCACAGAGGGAGGAAGCUUUGGGGAGGAGGCGGUGCAGCAGCGCACCCCUCCGGCUGUGGAUGUGCUGGGUGGCGACCCUCAGGCUGCGCAAAAUGUGGCAGGGUCAUCCCUGCAGCCGGUCGUCGCUGCGCCUCUCCCACCACUGGAUAACAUGGCCACGUCACAGCCGGAAAGACACGGACACGUCGGUGAAAAUAACACACCCACAGAGACUCACCCCAACGACAACACUAAGGACAGCCUUGAAGAAGGGACAAUGUCAGAUAGUGGUGGUGAGGCUGUUCAAGGAAGAUUGGGCCCGUCGCACCCCAAGGACCCAAGUCUCUCUACAGAGUCCCAUUCAGACAGACUCUAUGACACACCGACAGAUGGAACAGCGCAAUAUUUGCAUUACGUGUCACAAACUGAUAACAGCAGCCACACAGACAGACAAACGAGCGGUACAGAGUGGAGUGCUGCUGGACCUGGUCAGGACCAGGCUCUGCAGCAGGAAGUUGCAGGUGGACUGGUGGUCAUCAGUGGGACAGAAAGGGGCCAGCCUCUCCCAGAGACAGAGAAAUUGGAAUAUAAACAAGAGACUGGAAUCGAGGAACUUUGCGGAGAACACCCAGUUAGAAACCUUCCCUCUGAAUCCUGCUCAACAGUGUCCCCUCUUCCCCUCAGCCCAAAUAAAGAUACAGUCCCAGACCACACCGAAGACAAAGGGAUGGAUCAGCCUCAAACAACUCUGCCUACUCAGGCAGAUCAGGCCAGCCACAUACAUCUGUCUGAAGUCAAAGAGCAAGCAGGUAUUCUCCCAAAUUCUGAGCAGCCUAUCCCCCCAGUGCCCAUCACUGACAACAGUAAGAAGAAACAAACCUACAUCUCCACAGAACCUAAAAUCACACAGAACUCGAAUGAUGACCAAGAAGAGAUACAGGGAGCUAAUGCGGUGGAUCAGGGACCACAAGAAUCUGAGAGAUCUACAGAACCGUCUGAGAGUAGACAUGUCACACUUGGGAGUUCACAAACGCUACUCCCAGACCCACCAACUGACGUAUCCGGGACCCCACAGUCAAGAGAAACAUACUCUGGGCUUGUCCCCUACACGCCCCCUGGCAGUGGUAAUUCCACCCCAGACUACACAACUGACAGACAGGAGAGUGAGAGCGAUAUCCAGAAAAAUCCCCCUCACCCAGCAGAAAAACGGAUUGAGACUAACAGGGCAGAGGAGACUGAAACGGCCAAGCCCUCACCCAACUUUACAAUCCAGUCACAAAGCUCUUUUCUACAAGAGACAACAACAGCAGCAACCUCUCCUCUCCACCACCUCCCCAGUACAGAAAUAGACUUAAUGCAGACAGAACAAUCUGAAGUUCUGAUGUCUAAUCCUGACCACAAAACCAGGAUGGAGACGCUACUGGUCUCUGAGCUUGUGCUCUCAACUGAUGCUCGAGGAGCUGUGAUGCUUGGAGGAGAGACCAGCCUGGAGUUGUCUGAGGAGGUGCAGGUGGAUCAGUGUGUCCUCCUGGAAGAACAUCUUGUCAGUGGCGAUACUGCUGUUAUUGAAUUAAACUCUGAACCUUCUGACAGAGAACCAACGUCGUUUAUUGAAGGGACCCAUUCGGAUAUCGAAAUGGCCCCACUGGCUGCGGGAGAAUUUGAGAUUUAUAGCUUUGUGGAGGAGGAGAUUGCGAUAGAAGUUGUUGGAGAGAGACCGUCUCUCUCCCCGAACUACGAAGUAAACUUAUUCACCCCACUCAUUGAACACUCUGAGAAUUGUACAGCCAGUGAGGGACAAGAAAUACACCUGCUAUCUUACCCUCAAGCGAGUAAUGACAAUGAUCAAGUCAUUAUCCAGCAAGGCCCCCUUUCAUCAGAUCACGGUCUCUCAGAAAUGGUCUGUUCAAAUGACUUUACCCCUAGUCUCUCCACACAAGAUGUAGAGAUGACUGUUGAAGGGCAGAAUUUUGAGCCUGAAAACACAACUACUGAAAUGGACAAUGCUGUGGUGGAAGAUUCAAGUGAGGUGUGUGUAGUUCAAACUGUCCCAGUAUCAGAUACUCCAGAUGGACAGAUGGACACCUGUGCACAAGCUACAGCACCUUGUCUGGAGACCAGCACAGCUGUCUCAGACCAUAGAGGGGUGAGCAUUUCCCCAGCCACCAGUCUGAGUGACACACAAACGCUGCCAGAGGAAACGGAAGUGGGAGCAACGGCCAGUACGUCUUCUCUUGUCUCCCCAAUGGAAGAAUUAACAGAGGUUGUUGUACAGUCAACCAGUCAACACAGUAUUGAGGUACUCUCCUCCCCAGUUACCAUACACCUGCCAGAGGGUAGAGAGCAGAAUUGUCCUCCUCUAAAAGAGGUACCAGGAGUCACCUUACAAAAUACUACAGAACCCAAGCCCUGUGUUUCUUCUCAUGAAGGGACCAAAUAUCCACAGCCCUGUCCAACUCUGACAGAAACCCCAGUGCAGACCCAGCAGGAUGUUUAUCGUACCGUUAAUGUGACAACAACCGAGGCCAACCCAGAGGCUUCCCGGUCCACACACUCUUCGGGCAUCAUCGACCCAAAACUCCUCCUACUAAAGCGUGGGGACACCCCUCUCCUCAAACAUCCUCCCUCCUUAUUGUUGGGGGUAUCUAGGCAGCAGAGCAACAGCCUGACACAGGCUAGCGCUAGCAGCUCCAGCUGUGGCUCGGACACAGCACCUGUAUUAGAGUGCCUUCCAAAAGCUGUGUCAGCCGCAGUCUCUGUGCCUUUGCCGAAGCCUUUGCCUGUCAGCAGUCAUAGAGACCAGACCGAGCCCUCUGUCAAGAGAGAACCCACAGCAGCACCUCCUGCUACUCCCGCUACAAACACCCCAUCUCAGUCCCGUCUGCCCCCUCCCUCUACUCCCACACCCACACCAUGCAAAUCUGACAAAGAGGCCUUAACUUCGAUCAAAACAUCCACUGGCAAAGCAGUGACUGUGUCUCAAACCCUAAACCCGAACAUCACCAACGCAUCUUCCAAGCCCCUCUCUGCCCUCAAGUUGCCCUCAACAUCAGGCAAUGUGACGAGGAGUAAACUCUCCGGUUCCCCCAGUGAUGGGAGCCAGUCUGGACCACCCCCCGUCAUCCGGCCACGGCUAGCCGGUGUGAAGGGCCCAGGGCUCAGCAGCCCCAAGGAGGAGAGCAGUGAUGAGGAGGCUGACCUGGCAGUGGAGGCCCAGCCUGGCCGAAGGAGCAUGGUCAACCCCAGCCCAGCAGAGAGCAAGAUACGCCAGUGGAUAGCAGACAGGGUCACGCAAAGUUCGUCUCCCACCUCCUCCUCCAUUUCGUCCCCCUCUCCUGGCCUAUCAUCCCCCAGUGACUGGACUCCCAGCACUACUCCCCUCAUUCUCCGAGGUGCCCAGGGCAGGUUCCUCUCUCUGCCCUCUAUGGGCCCAGGUGGCUCCUCCCCAUCGGACCCGGUCACUCCCCAUCGACCCCGCAUGGAGCGUCACGCAGACAUGGCUGAACUGGCCAAACACGAAGCGGAGAUAGAAGGCAGGACCGUAGCGUUGAAGAGGGAAGGCUUCUGGUCUGUGAAGCGACUGACCCGCCUGACGGAGCCAGUCCGGCCCAAGGUGCACUGGGACUACCUGUGUGAGGAGAUGCAGUGGCUCUCGGCCGACUUUGCCCAGGAGAGGAGGUGGAAGAGAGGGGUCGCCAGGAAGGUGGUGCGGAUGGUGAUGCGACAUCACGAGGAGCUGAGGCAGAAGGAGGAGAAGGCCAAGAGGGACGAGCAUGCCAAAAUCAGACGAGUCGCCUCCAACAUAGCCAAGGAGGUCCGGGCCUUCUGGAGCAGUGUUGAGAAGGUGGUGCAGUACAAGCAGCAGUCCCGGUUAGAGGAGAAGAGGAAGAAGGCUCUGGACCUCCAGCUGGACUUCAUCGUGGGCCAGACAGAGAAAUACUCUGACCUUCUCAGUCAGGCCCUGGAAACGGCACCGGCUGGGAACAGUGAACCUACACCCUCACCACCCAAAAAAUCUCUUCCACUUGUUGUGGAUGAAGAUGACAGAGACUUUGAGCCUCCAUGUGGUGAGGAGGAGGAGGAUGAUGAGGAGACCAUCGAAGUGGAGGAGGAACAGGAUGGCAAUGACCCGGAGACCCAGAGGAGGGAGAUUGAGCUGCUGAGACAAGAGGGAACCAUGUCCCUGGCAGAGCUGCUCAGCACCCUCAAACGGCCCCUUUCACAGGACUCGGAAGAGGAGUGCUCAGACAAUUCGUCCACAACAGUGGACGUAGACGCAGAGUUCACAGCCAACGAAGAGAAUGCUGAAGACGAGGAGGACACCAUCGCAGCCCAAGAGGUGGUGGAGGGGGAAGCAGAUCACGCAGGCGAGCUGGAUGACUUGGCCAAAGAAGGCGACAUGACUGUGGAGGAGCUGCUGGAGAAGUACAAAGGAGCGUACGCCUCUGAUUUCGAGGAGCCCUCGGCGCCUGCCUCUCCUGCCAGCUCCGAGGAGUCUGAAAAUUCUGGAGACGAGGAAGAGGAGAGCGAGGAAGACGAAAGUGACGUGGAAAGCAACAUCACCUCCUCAGAUAAUGAGGACAGUGAAGAGGAAGAGGUCCGUGACAAUGAUGAAGAGGAUAGUGAUGAAGAUGAUGAGUGCGAUGAGGGGAUGGAGAUCCUGCUGAAGGAGGGGGACCACAGUCCCCCUCUCCCAACCGGCCCGCGGCCCAAGAAGGAGAUCAGCCACAUUGCUGCUACUGCAGAGAGCCUGCAACCCAAAGGCUACACCCUUGCCACAACCAAGGUCAAGACUCCCAUUCCGUUCUUGCUGGUGGGCCAGCUGCGUGAGUACCAGCACAUCGGCCUGGACUGGCUGGUCACCAUGUACGAGAAGAAGCUCAACGGCAUCCUGGCUGACGAGAUGGGCCUGGGGAAGACUAUCCAGACCAUCGCCCUGCUGGCUCACCUCGCCUGUGAAAAGGGUAACUGGGGGCCCCAUCUGAUUAUCGUGCCAACCAGUGUGAUGCUGAAUUGGGAGAUGGAGCUGAAGCGCUGGUGUCCUGGAUUCAAAAUCCUCACUUACUACGGCAGUCAGAAGGAGAGGAAACUCAAGAGACAGGGUUGGACCAAGCCCAACGCCUUCCACGUGUGCAUCACCUCCUACAAGCUGGUGCUGCAGGACCACCAGGCCUUCCGUCGCAAGUCCUGGCGCUACCUCAUCCUGGACGAGGCCCAGAACAUCAAGAACUUCAAGUCCCAGCGCUGGCAAAGCCUGCUCAACUUCAACAGUCAGAGGCGCCUGCUCUUGACGGGCACCCCACUGCAGAACAGCCUGAUGGAGCUGUGGUCCCUGAUGCACUUCCUCAUGCCCCACGUCUUCCAGUCACACCGAGAGUUCAAGGAGUGGUUCUCCAACCCCCUCACCGGCAUGAUCGAGGGCAGCCAGGAGUACAAUGAGGGUCUGGUCAAGAGGUUACAUAAGGUGCUUAGGCCGUUUCUGUUGAGGAGAAUCAAGGUGGAUGUGGAGAAGCAGAUGCCUAAGAAGUAUGAACAUGUGGUGCGCUGCCGUCUGUCCAAGAGACAGCGCUUCCUCUACGAUGACUUCAUGGCACAGGCCUCCACCCGGGAAACGCUGGCUAGCGGUCACUUCAUGUCUGUGAUCAACAUCUUGAUGCAGCUCCGUAAAGUGUGUAACCACCCCAACCUGUUUGACCCUCGGCCCAUCCACUCCCCCUUCAUCACCAAGCCCAUCGUCUUCCAUACAGCCUCCCUGGUACAGCGAGCCCUGGAGAUCUCCCCAUUCAAGCGCGGUGACCUGUCCAUGUUUGACCUGGUGGGUCUAGAGGGCAGCGUGUCCAGGUACCAGGCCGACGUGUUUCUGCCCCGCAGGAAGGUCAGCCGCCAGCUGAUCCAGGAGGUCAUGGAGUCCCCCGACCCCCCUCCCCGCCCCAAACCUGUCCGCAUGAAGGUCAACAGGAUGUUCCAGCCGUUACCUAAGGCUGAUGGUUGCACGGUGCUGGUGGUGAACAACCCUCUGCUCACCUGCCCUGUCACCCCUGCAGCUCAGGCCCCAAUGCCCCGUCUCAUCCAGGAUGUGACCCCAACGCCCACCCCUCCACCUCCAGUCCAACAAGUGUUGUGUUCAGUGGCACCCACUGCCCCUUCACGCCUGCCCAUGCACCCCAGCGGCCCCUUUGCGGUGGGCACUGUUGUGAGGUCUGGCUCCCCAAUGCCAGUCCUGGCUGUGCGCCCGCCCACCGUCUCCUGCAACCCCGCCACCCAUCCCACCCUUCCUCCGAGCAACGUCAUGACCCAACGGGUUCUGCUCAGCCCAGACAUGCAGGCCCGGCUUCCCUCUGGGGAGGUAGUGAGUAUCGCCCACCUGGCCUCGUUGGCUGGCCGUCCUGUGUCGUCGUGCCAGGGCAGUAAGCCUGUUACCUUCCAACUGCAGGGCAACAAGCUCACCCUGUCUGGAACCCAGCUCCACCAGGUCCCUGUGGCCCCUCCACGCCCAGUACAAGGUAACUUCAUGCAUCUGGUGACCAGCGGAGGGCAGCACCACCUCAUCAGCCAGCCAGCCCAGGUAGCAGUGUUCAGUUCUGCCACCCCCUCUCCAGCACCCUCGGAAAUCCAGCUGCCUCUCAACGCUUCUCAAGUGCCCUCCUCCAUGGUGACCAGCUCUGGGAUCGUGAAGAUAGUGGUACGCCAGUCAAGCAAGGAAGGAGGGGGUGUACCCACCCUGGCAGUGCCCCCUUCUCCCCGCGUAGCUACCCAGGCAUCACCCUCCAUACACCACCAUGCCAAUGCCAACAUUGCUGUGAGAACCCCCCCUGCACAUCGCCACCCCGGACCUGCCACUGCUCAAUACACCCUGGCCCCACCUAGAACCCCUACGUCAGUCACAAUUAGAACCGCUACCCAAGCCCCUCCUCGUAUUCCUACACCAGCCCCUCCUCGAACCCCUACCACAGCCCCCCCUCAAAUCCUUACACCAGCCCCUCCUCGAACCCCUACUCCUGCCCCCCCUCAAAUCCCUACCCCAGACCCCAGUCAGCCCCAGCCCCCUCGCCCAGUGCUGAAGAUUGAAACCAAGGUAGAAACCAGCACAGAACAGAAAGCUCGUCUGAAUUCUUUGUCGACGCGUGAGGAGAGCAGCGACACUAAAUCAGCCGUUCCUAAAUCAGGGUCCCAUGUUGGUGGAUUUGUCCCCCCUCGACCUCGGGCACAACCUCGCCCACAUCCUCGCUCCCCCUUCUACAUGUCAUGGCUGGCAGACAGCCGCAAGAAGCAGCGAGACAGCCGCCUGACCCAAAUCAUCCGGAUCAAUGACCUGCACUGCAGCGCCAAGCCCAUGUACGGCCAUGAGGUGCUGGACUUCCUCACCUUCCUCCCGGGCUCCUGCCCUGCUCCGGCCCCCAGGGCCCUGGGUCAGUGGGGCCGCUCAGGCCAUGCUGCCUGCUUGUUCGCCCAGUCCCACAGCACCAUGAACUACUGGGACCAGAGCCGCGCCCUGAGGGAGGCCAUCCACACCACUGAGGACAGGCUGCAGCUGCUCAAAGAUAUGAUAGAAAGGUUUACGUUUGUGAUCCCACCGGUGGAGGCUCCGACCAUCACCAUGCACAGCUGCCACCCCCCUCCGUCUCUGAGCCACAAGCAGGCCGUGUUCACCUCGCUGCUCUCCUCCCAGGUGGCCCCGCUCUCACACAGUCUGCACCGCAUCCAGUGCAACAUGAGGACCCACUUCCCUGACCUGAGGCUGAUCCAGUAUGACUGUGGUAAGCUGCAGACGCUCCACACUCUGCUGCGACGACUGAAGGAGGGCCAACACCGUGUGCUCAUUUUCACCCAGAUGACCCGCAUGCUGGACGUGCUGGAGCAGUUCCUUGGCUACCACGGGCACAUCUACCUCCGCCUGGACGGCAGCACCCGCGUCGAGCAGAGACAGUCCCUAAUGGAUCGCUUCAACGCGGACCGCCGCAUCUUCUGCUUCAUCCUGUCCACACGUAGCGGCGGCGUGGGGGUGAACCUGACGGGCGCCGACACGGUGGUGUUCUACGACAGUGACUGGAACCCCACCAUGGACGCCCAGGCCCAGGACCGCUGCCACCGCAUCGGACAGACCCGCGACGUCCACAUCUACAGGCUGAUCAGUGAGCGCACGGUGGAGGAAAACAUCCUGAAGAAGGCCAACCAGAAGAGGAUGCUGGGAGACAUGGCCAUCGAAGGAGGCAACUUCACCACCGCUUUCUUCAAACAGCAAACCAUCAGGGAACUAUUUGAAGUUACGGAGGGGGAGAAGAAGGAGGUGACCGUAGAGCUCUCUGUGCCCCAGCCUGAGGAAGAGGAGACGGGCAACAAACAGAGCACCACCAUCCUGGAGCAGGCCCUGUGUCGUGCUGAGGAUGAGGAGGACAUAGUGGCCGCUUCCCAAGCCAAAGCAGAGCAGGUAGCUGAACUGGCAGAGUUCAACGAGGCCAUCCCAUUGGACGAGGCUGGUGAAGGGAGGGACCCGGAAGAGGAGGAGCUCUCCAAGGCUGAGCAGGAGAUAGCGGCUCUUGUGGAGCAGCUAACUCCUAUAGAACGCUAUGCUAUGAACUUCCUGGAGGCUUCACUGGAGGAUGUGUGUAAGGAGGAAUUAAAGCAAGCCGAGGAGCAGGUGGAGGCUGCCAGGAAGGGGCUGGACCAGGCAAAGGAGGAGGGCCUGAAGCUGCAAGCAGGCUCCUCAGACAACGACGAAGAGGACUUCUCAUCACAGCCAGCAGAGGAGUCCUCGACGCCCGGGUCCGGCCGCCGCCCACGCAAACACAAAGAGAAAGGCGCCCCCUCCACCAGGACCAGUGGCAGGCUCCGAGGGACCACGGCCUCCCCACCGCCCACUUCGCCAGAUUCCGACACCCCAACCCCCACCAACAGAGAAGUGCCUGAAAGACUCCGCUCUGCUCUGAGAGGACGAGGGGGGACCAAAGACACCACCACCCCGGCCCGCACAGAGCACCCCAGGGCCCACACCACCCCAGCAAGGCUCGAGGAAUCUGCCAAACCUGCAGCGACAACCCCGGCCUCUCCUUCUAGAGACUCCAGCCUCAAAUCUGUGUCGGCAGCGCCACCUCUCCGGACCCAGUCCCACUCCAGCUCAGUGCCUUCCACUGCCACCAGUCCUCCAGCUGAGAAACCACUGACACUACCAGGGGAGUUAGACACCAAGUCACCCAGGAGGGAGCAGGGAGUGUGUGUCUCCUCGUGUCCGGUGGACCACCAGUCAUACUCUGCCCAGGCCAGGGAUUAUGACAGCAAGUCCCUAUCUCCCCCCUCGGUGUGCUCUCUCUCCCGGUCGCCACGCAAGCGCCAGUCAGCCGACGGGGAGGUCCUGCUAGGCCUUCCGGAACAUUCCCCGUCGGCCAAGGUCCUGCGGAGGCUCCCUGGUCGCCUGGUUACAGUGGUGGAGGACAAGGAGCCCAGGAAGAGGAGGAGAGGCAGCGGAACGGGAGGAGGCUCAUCAGAGGAGACGGAGCACGCAGAGUCGGGCCGAGGCUCAGACGAGCCAAGCAGAGAUGCUACACCCCAGACCCCUGACAAAAUCAACCAGACCCCCAAAGAGAAAGGGACUGCCUCAAAAUACUCCUCAAAGACCACCAACCUCCCAGAGGACCAAGAAUCCCCUUCAAGACACACCCAUCCUGCCAGAAGCUACCCCCCUUACUCCCCACCCUACCACUCCCCUGACAUGCCGGUGCUGAGGAACCUGCCAGUGCGGCGGCGGCUUGAGAGUGAGUCUCGCGUGGCGGCCCAGUUAGGAGAGCAGGGGCUGGGCCGAGGGAGGGGAGGGAACUACCACAGGAAAAUGGACACUCAGCCAGGAAAAGAAGGCAAUGCGUCCUCAGGCACUAAUGUUUCUAACUCCACCACACCGUUGAAACGAAAGAGGGGACGACCCCCCAAGACUCCCCUCAGGGUGGCGGAACCCCAGCCAGAGCAUGUAUCCCCUCCCCACCCUACCUCACCAAUUGAGGAGGGGAGCCCACCCCUCUCCCCAAAACGCAAGAGAGGUCGUCCCCGCAAGGACUCGACUACUGUAACGGAUGCUGUGGGUGCAGUGCAGAACUCAAACGCCCCCACUGCCAGCACCACCAGCCAAGCUGGUUCCCUGUCUGACACUGCUGCUGUUGACACAGAGCCACUACCCCUGUCUGCCCCCACUAAGCCUCAAACUGUGGCCUCCUCUGCUGUCUGCACCAGCCAAGCCUCUCCGUCUACCAAAGCUGAGGACUCCACCGCAACAUUAAAAGCAGACACUAAGACUGAGGUCCCUAUCACAACCCUAACUGCUAUCCUUGCGCCAAGCCCAGCUCAAGUCCUUACCACAACUGCUAUUCCUGCACCAAGCCGAACUCAAGUUCCCACCUCAAUUCCAAUCUCUGUCUCCACCUCAAGCGAUGUCCCUGUCUCAAGCUCACCCACCAUUUCCACCUCUGUUCCAAUUGCAAUCCCCUCCACAAGCUCACCCACAGUCCCCACCUUAAAGUCAACCUCUGUUCCUGCCGCAAGUUCGCCCACAGUUUCCACCCCAAGCUCACACACAGUAUCCACAUCGAGGAUGACCUUUGGUCCUGCCUCAAGGUCAACCUCUGGUCCCAUUCGAAUUCCAACUGCAGUCCUCACCUCAACCCUGGCCCAAUUCCUCACUUCAAGACCUAGAGUUGCCACUUCACCGCCAGUCUCCACUUCUCCAUCAAUCUCCACAACAACUACCACACAAAUCUUCACCCCUACCCACAACAAGAUUUCCACUCUUCCCCUCACCCAAAUCACUAUCCCUACUCCAGCUCGAGCCCAAAUCCCCAAAAUGUCCACCUCAGCCUCUACUCCAACCAGCACCCCCACACCAACAGUCACAAAUGUCAAACCAACCCCUACUCCGGUCCCUACCACAAUUGUCACAACCCAUCUACCAACACUUAGUAAACCAACCACAACCUCAAUCGCCGAUCUGACCACAAUUUCCACACCAGCCCCACCCAGAAUUGUCACCACCGUUACACCAGCCCCAACCACAGCCAUCACAGCAUCUCCUGCCACAACCUCCAUACCAACUUCUACCAAAAUCACCACCACAACCCCCACACCAGGCCCUACACCAACCAUCACAUCAACUGCUACACCAGACCCUACCACAACUGUCACAACCAUUAAACCAACCCACACACCAGUCCCUACCACGAUCAACACAACCUCUGCUCCAAUUCCCAACACCAUCCCCACAGCAGCCCCAACCAGAACUGUCACCACUGUUGCUGCAGCUACUACCACAACACCAACCUCCACCCCUUCCCAAGUACCCAACUCCACCACCACCAAAAUCCACACACAGAUAUCCCCCCCAAUCCCCACUCCAAGUUCAACACAAGUACUCCCCCUGGCCCAAAUUCCUAUUACAUCCAGCAUCUCUACAGCUGUGGCUGCCACUGAGAACCAGGCUUUGGAGCCUGCUCCAGUGGAGACUGCCCAUAACAGAGAUUCAGAGAAGAUAACAGACAUGGAGGUAGACACCCAGGAGGCUAAAGAGGACAAAAAGACUAAAGAGAUUAGUGACUCUCAACUGAAAAAUAGGAAAGUGGAGAAUUCUCAUGAAGCCAAAGACACUGUCUCUCCCACUCCCUCGCUUGCUGACCCAGAGGCCCCAGUGGCUCCUCGGCCAGAAGAAACUGAUAAACAGAAGGUAGAGGAGAGCGUCGGAGAUGACAGAGCCGCCAGCAAGAAGAGGCCUCUCAGUCGCCAGAGCAGUCAGGAGUCUGUGCGCUCCUCCUCUCCCUCCUCUGUGUGUUCCACAUCCACUCCCACACGGUCAGCCCAACACAAGAAGGGUGCAGAGAAGAGGGCACAUGCCAAGAGGAUGCGAGGGGAGGUUUGCUCUGACCCAGAAAAGGUGAAGACAGAGGAAGAUUUCACCAACACUACACAGAGGAAGCAGUCCAGGUCCUCCUCUUCAGACUCUGACACCUCUGAAACCAGGAAGGAGCGCCUCCUCACCCGCUCAGCCCAGAGCCGACAGGAGACCGAGGGGGAUGGAGAGAGCAACGGGCGGAUUGGAAGACCCGCCAGGAGCUCUGAACGUGUGGGCAGGACUGUGUCCAACAACACCAGUACUGGGGAGUCUGGCAGCCAGACAUCCUCUGUGAGAGUCACCCGGAAAUCGUCUGUUCCUCAGCCCACCCCAGAGAGAGAACCCCAGCCCAACAGUGUGCCCUCUAGCCCUACCCAGCCAGAGGUCCUAGGGAAGAGGUGUUCCGCCCUGAAUGCUGCAGCCAAACUCCUUGCCAUGCGAGGCAGGAUCGACACCCCUGGCAGCAGGAAAGACCCUGCGGCUAAGACUAGUGGGCAGAAUGCCACUUCUCCUGCUUCCUCUGACAAGAACCAGAAGUCCAAAUCUAAAAGUGCACCAGCCACUCCGCAAACCAACUGCAUCAACAAAGUAGGAAGCAGCAAGACCACAACCCCCACCCAGUCAAGCCACACCGCCGCACGCUCCACCCGCCAGUGCCCUGGUGCCCUCGUCCCAGCCCUGGAGACGAACAACAAGAGGGGGAGCAAAAAGAAGGAGAAGGAAAAGAAGAAGCCCUCAGAGGGAAAGGAGGAGGGUGAGCGGGAGACGCGCUCGUCCAGGGGCCACAGUGCAUGCAGCAGCACGAGUAGCGAUGGUGGCGGCAGCAGCCAGAGCAGCAGCAAUAGCCUCAGCUCCCAGAGCACCGGGCCCAGGCGCAACCUCUCACGAGCACCCUCCUCCGGCAGCGAACGUGAACGCAGCACCGAGAGGGGCAGGAGGCGCAGCCACAGGAAGGAAGGAGAGGGCCGGGGGAGGGAGACCCGGAAGGAAAGAAAGGAGAGGCACGCCCAGAAGCGGGAGAGGCUCUCCCAGGAAGGGAACGCCGGCUCGGGAGAGGGCACCCCGGACAGGGUGCUGCGCAGCGUGGCGGCUAUGGCAGCGGCUCAGGCCCGCACACCGGCCGCUAACACCCGCUCCUCCUCUGCCCAACACAACAAGACAUGAUGGGAGGACUAGAGAUAAAAAUAAAAAAAGCAGCGAGAAGGAGUGAGGGUUUCUGAGUGGAAUAAUAGAGGGGUAGGUGGUAACAGAGGGGAAAUGACCUCUAAAGCUGCUGCUUUGUCUACACUGACAGAGACCAGAGCAGAACUAUGAGUGUUGUGCAGGUCAGACCUCUCUCCCUCUUGGGCCCUCUCGUCCCACCCCACAUUAAAGCUGGUCUCUCCAGUUCAGCCAUCAUCCACUGGGGAAAGGCUCAGGGAUGCCAGACUGUUUGCAGAGAGAAAGGUGGCACCAUGGUAGUGCCAUUCCAGAGGUGUCAAUUCAUACGGACAGUGGCUUGACUGCACACCGGGGUCUUUGGUGCGAGUGAGUAAAUUGUUAGUUCACACUAUGUACUGUAAAACAUUUCAAAAGACUGGAAUACUAAGAGAUGGAUGUGUCCGAGAGAGGUUUAAAUUGUGCCCUAUAUAUAGAGUUUAUUCGCUGCCAGGGUUAUCGAAUCAAAAUAAGCUUUUGAGUGACAGUUGUAUCGUAAGUUGAAGGUUUUAGACAGUUGGGUUCUGGACAUUUUGUUAGCUCCUUCUGUUUGGUUCUAGUCGGUUGAUAAAUUAUGGAUAUUUUAUGGUUUCUUCCAGGGAAUUAGGAAGAGAGCAGAUCAGUAAAUGUGAUCUUUGCUGGAGUUAGUCUUUGCUUGGGCCUCCCUAUCUUGUAAUUUUCUGCCCAUCUUUUUAAAUCCAGCCUGCAUUUUUCAUUUGCACAUCAGACAUGUUGUCCUCAGCUUAAUUUGAGUGCAUCUUUGUGUAGUAUUUUUUGUGUGUGCAUACAUUUCAAUCAAAAUACUACUAUGUUCCUGGUACCUCACACAAUGCAUCUCUCAAGCUCUAAAUAUGUCUGUCUCUCUUGAGCUUAUGUAUCUUGAAGAUAGUACUUAUUGCUUACUGGCAAUGCAGAAACAGGAGCAGAACCUUAUUUAAUUCUCCUCACCUUUCCAAAGUCAGUCAGACAUUAUGGUCAACGUCAUGAAGUUUAUACUAAAAGGGUAUUGAAUCCAUGUGAAUAAAAUAAUUAGUGCCUAUUAGGCCGAGCUGGUGGACGGAGAUCCCAGUUUGCCUUGUAAAGUACAUGACGUUGGGGUGUGGAACUUACCGAGUUAAAAAAAAAAAAAAAAAAAAAAAAAACUUUCUGUAAAUCACAAGUGAAGCACCCUAUGCAUCAGUGCUACCAAAUUCUAUAUCAUUCUUUUUUACUGUCGUCAUUUCUUCAUUGCUCCUCUUUCAUGUAAGUACUUGGACAAAACAUGUGAAUAAAACACUGGUACAGUUCCAGAUGGCUCUAUAUAUUGUCAAUUUACUUUAAGCUAUUUUUGGGCAGGGUGCUGUUUGAGUGAAUGGGUGGGUGGAAUAUGGUCUUAUUUUAUUAUCUUGAUGUCUUUCAUUUGUUACAUUCCUUUGUUUCCUUGUAAUUCCACAUCAUUUUACUUGAAAGAUUAAAAGACAAUGAGUUGAAUAAAAAGACCAAAAAAUGA